Messenger RNA from Drosophila rhopaloa, 1429 nucleotides. RefSeq lists its product as uncharacterized. The coding region runs from base 148 to 1047 and encodes 299 amino acids. The record is from RefSeq and is a predicted model, not a curated record. The transcript has a single exon. Lineage: Eukaryota; Metazoa; Arthropoda; Insecta; Diptera; Drosophilidae.
UCUGGCGGCAAUAAUUUACGGUUGUGGUUAUCGAUUAGUCGCCCAUAUUAAUCGUAAGGCUGAUUAUUUUGGCGCUCAUGUUGUGGUCACACUGUUUCAUGGAAAAUUAAAUAAAAUUAUGAAUAAAUAGUUGUGCUCAAAGAAACUAUGUGUUCCAAACGUAAAUUAAGUUUUCCCUUUGAGGGUGAUGAUCAGCAGGAGAACAGUCCGGAAUGUGCAGCUCCAAGGACCAAACAACAUUUUCUAUCAAAGGAUCAUAGCUUAACAAGAGCCAAUGAACGAAGUGUUUUGGUGGAGUCUGCGUCCCCCCAUCGCAGGAAUACUCCGUCCAGGUUCGAGGCGAAUUGGCAGGCGCUAAAGAAGUCCGGAAUCAGCAGCACUCAGCCAGAUUCGCCCGGGGACACCAGUUUCUCCACAUGUUCCCUGUUUAUGAACACCAGUUUUACGGGAACAAAGCGAAGAGCCAAAGCCUUGCCCAUCGUUUUCCAGAAUUCCCCAAGGACUCUUCUUCGGAGUCCGACUAAAGAGCUCAGGCCAUCCUCUUCAUUCCAGACUUCGUGGAAAGCAUUAAAAAGCUUUCACUCACUGAACGAAUCUAGCUGCACAGAUUUGUCCGAGGAUAACUACAUGGAAUCUUCAUCACUGCCAGUUACCCAACUUGUGCCGGAUCAAAGUGCAAAGCAGUACCUGCCAACUAGCCAGAAGAAUGGCAGUUCAAAGCAAAAGCUUCGUUUCGUUAAAGAUGGAUAUGCCGACCAUUUCCGGCGAAUUCUGAAAAAUAGGCGCAUGGAUCAGCGUCAUCUGAAUAACAGGAAAGCCACACACACUGUUCAAGUUGUGGCUAUUUCAAAGGAGUGUGGUCUUUCCUUGGCUUUAGUCGCACCUGAAAGCGGGACCAACUUCAAUAUUCUACUUCAAAAGAACCAGUUAGGACUGCUUAAAAUUGGCACCAGAUUACAAUUCUAUCUGGAUCCAAACAGUAAGCCCUUGCAGCUAAAAAACAAACAAUUGGUCUACUUACGUCCGCACAAUAUAAUUGUAUUAUAAAGAUUAGUAUAGAGUAUAUUUAUAAAAUAGAAUUAAAAGGGACGGAUUUGUAUAAGUCAUUAAAGCCAGCGAAGGCUAAUUUUGUUCAUCAGCAUAUGUAUGCCAUGUACUUAUGGUUGCAUAUUUAUAAUAUUUAAGAAACUUUACUAUCUGUAAAUAAUUGAACUUUGUGAUUACACUAAUGUAUACUCACCGACUUAAAAAGUAAAGUACGGUAAAGUUAGGAAGUACCAAGUAGAAAUAGAAGAAAAUAUCAGUCUUGUAGAAUUCAGGAAGAGAAAACGGUUCACCAGCAUACCGACUUCUCCUGGAGUAAGUUUCCAUGGAUGCGUUGCGCCAGAAAUCUGUAAUCAAUAAAUAUUUUCAACAGUGAUUCCACAAA